Messenger RNA from Scleropages formosus (Asian bonytongue), 768 nucleotides. RefSeq names its product pancreatic progenitor cell differentiation and proliferation factor B-like. The coding region runs from base 218 to 574 and encodes 118 amino acids. Gene Ontology annotation, biological process: multicellular organism development; cell differentiation. The transcript has 5 exons. The record is from RefSeq and is a predicted model, not a curated record. NCBI's taxonomy places the organism in Eukaryota, Metazoa, Chordata, Actinopteri, Osteoglossiformes, Osteoglossidae.
CGUUGUUCAGCAGAACGGACAUAGAGGUUGAUACAAGAGAGGGACGUGGAGGGUUUUACCCGAAGUGUUUUUCACAAAUGGGCCCCGUCGCCUAGCGCCUACUCCUCUGAGCCUUGCCCGCCGAGACCUUGAGCUGCUAAGGGUGCUGCUUUAACAUCGGCACUCGUCAACGAAGGUUUUUCCAUCACUGCUCUUGACGCACAAGAAGCUCAGAAGGAUGGCAGCCAUUCCGUCCAGCGGAUCCCUUGUUGCCGCCCAUGACUAUUACCGGAGGCGCAUUGGCUCCACCUCCAGCAACAGCUCCUGCGGCAGCUCGGAGUACUCCGGUGAAGUCAUUCCUCACCACCCAGGUCUGCCCAGGCAGGAUUCUGGCCACUGGUGGUCCAGCUUCUUCUUUGCCAAGCAGAACCAGGCUGGGAUGCCCAACUUGCCUGAAGCUCAACAGAAGGCAGGAGUGUUUGCUGUGAACAGCGGGCAGGGGACCUGUGUUGCCAGGGAGAUGGCGAAGAGGCAGCUCAGUGAGACCAGUGAACCUGGGAGGGGGGAGGCUGGGGGUGCACCCCCAACAUCUUGAACACCCACCCUGGGGGAUCAGCGCUAGGCGACGGAGGCGCCUUUUUAGCAGAAACGGGCUGCAUUUUUUUUUUUUUUUUUAUUGGGCAAAUUAAAGUUUGCUGUGUGUAACACCAUAGUGAAUUUGCAUUUGUAACACUUCCCACUUUGUUGUUCUGCUUUGGAGGACAUAAUUAAAGUAACCUUUGCAGCCUA